Messenger RNA from Antrostomus carolinensis (chuck-will's-widow), 439 nucleotides. Its product is annotated as homeobox protein box-5-like. Gene Ontology annotation, molecular function: DNA-binding transcription factor activity, RNA polymerase II-specific; RNA polymerase II cis-regulatory region sequence-specific DNA binding. The record is from RefSeq and is a predicted model, not a curated record. The transcript has 2 exons. NCBI's taxonomy places the organism in Eukaryota, Metazoa, Chordata, Aves, Caprimulgiformes, Caprimulgidae. Gene Ontology annotation, biological process: embryo development; cell differentiation; regulation of transcription by RNA polymerase II. The annotation marks the transcript as partial.
AGCACGAGAAACCCCCGACCAUCACCAACGGGGAGCUGCGGAUCAACGGCAAAGGGAAGAAGCUCCGCAAGCCCCGCACCAUCUACUCCAGCCUGCAGCUCCAAGCUCUCAACCAGCGCUUCCAGCAGACCCAGUACCUGGCGCUACCGGAACGUGCUGAACUGGCAGCUCAACUGGGGCUCACCCAGACCCAGGUCAAGAUCUGGUUCCAGAACAAACGCUCCAAGUACAAGAAGAUCAUGAAGCAGGGCUCCAGCAUGCCCGACGGGGAGCACCUCCACACCACCACCUCCCUCUCCCCCUGCUCCCCCAACGUCCCCCCACUCUGGGACAUCUCUGUUCCGGGCAAAGGGACCCCCCUAGCCCCCAGCAGCUACAUCAACAGCUUCGGCGCCUGGUACCAACCACACCCGCAGGACACCCUCCCCCGGACCCCCAU